Messenger RNA from Saprolegnia diclina VS20, 1739 nucleotides. RefSeq lists its product as hypothetical. The transcript is spliced from 9 exons. Gene Ontology annotation, molecular function: double-stranded DNA binding; ATP-dependent polydeoxyribonucleotide 5'-hydroxyl-kinase activity; polynucleotide 3'-phosphatase activity. Gene Ontology annotation, biological process: DNA repair. The record is from RefSeq and is a predicted model, not a curated record. Lineage: Eukaryota; Oomycota; Saprolegniomycetes; Saprolegniales; Saprolegniaceae. The coding region runs from base 31 to 1584 and encodes 517 amino acids.
GCAGCGAGGUGGCGCGGGAUUGUCCGGAUAAUGUCCAUCCGGAAACGGCAGCCAAUGGCAUCGCCGCAUGGCACAGCGGCCAGAACCGAGCGAAAGAUCAGCGCGAUGGACAAGUUCAUUACGCGGUCGCCCAAGGCCUUCUUCGCCAAGAAGACGGUAGCGCUCGACCCAAAGGCGCUCUCGAAGAAGCAGCUCGGGAUCUUUGCCGCCAAGAUCGCCGAGGCGGGCGGCGUGGUCGUGGAGAUGGCACAGGCGGCGUCAGCCGACCUUGUCGUCGGUGCCGAGGGCCAUCCUGCGUCCGUCACAUGGCUCCAAGACUGCCUGGCGCAAAAGAAACUGCUUUCGCUCCCUCGCAAGCGGCCAUCUGACGAUGUAGCCGACGUCGAGCCCAUGGCCAAGAAGGCCAAAGCAGCAACGACCACGGCGUGCACGUGGGCCAAGGCCGGAUCGAUUCUCUGGUGCGCCAACGUAGCCACGCCAUCAACGACGACAAAGCGCCGCGUCAAGAUUGCAGCCUUUGAUAUGGACAGCACGCUUAUUACGACCAAGAGCGGCAAGACGUUUGCCGUCAACGACGACGACUGGAAGGUCUGGCACGAGUCGGUGCCCACGAAGCUCAAGUCGCUCGUCGAAGACGACGGGUUCCAGCUCGUCGUCUUCUCCAACCAAAGCGGCCUCUCCAAGGGCAAGGUUACUGAGAAAGGGCUCAAGGGCAAGAUCGAAGCGAUUGCAGAUAUGCUGGCGCUACCGCUGUGGUUCUUCCUCCUGCCCGAGAAUGACAUUAACCGCAAGCCGCGCACGGGGGCGUGGGACGUUAUGGUGUCAGAAUUCAACCUCGACGUCGACAUGACCAACAGUUUCUACUGUGGCGACGCUGCCGGGCGGCCCAAAGCGACGGGCAAAGCAAAAAAGGACUUUUCGGCCGGCGAUUACAAAUUUGCCCUCAACCUUGGCGUGCCCUUUUGGACACCCGAGCAGCUGUUCCUCAACUCCAAGCUGAGCCUCCACUGCGACCCGAAGCUUCGCGACCUCGGGUUCGAUCCCCGCUCGCUCUUCCAAGACGUCCAAGCCGUCGAUGCGACGUGCCGGCCCUCAGACGCGACCGAAAUGAUCGUGCUUGUCGGUAGCCCGGCCGCGGGCAAGAGCACGUUCUGCCGCACCUACUUUGGCGAGUACAUGCGCAUCAACCAAGACACGCUCAAGACGCCCGCCAAGUGCAAGCAGGCCGCGCUCGAGAGCCUUCGUGACGGCAAGAGCGUCGUGAUCGACAACACCAACCGCGACGUCAAGAGUCGAAAGAGCUGGAUCGAGAUGGCCACGGCGGAGGGGGUCUCGGUGCGCUGUUUUUACCUCGACCUACCCAAGCCGCUCGUCUUCCACCUCAACGCCUUUCGGGCGCUCAUGAAGCAGCUGCACCCAGACGCGGCCGAGCACAAGUCGGACGUGCCCGAUAUGGUGAUUCACGGCUUCUUCAAGAACCUUGUCCCGCCCUCGGUCGACGAAGGCUUUGCGUCCGUCGUGCACGUGCCGUUUUGCGCCGUGCCGUCGCCCGAGGACAAGCUAUUGACGUCGUUCCUACUCUAGUGCGACGGACGACACACCUCUCGCAAGAGAGCGGCUUCGGCGGCCAUGGUAUCGAGCGUACGGGGCACGCGGUCUUCGUCAAGGUCCAUGGUGCGCCGCUGGUCGUUCUUCUCGAGCUACACGAGCCAUUUAUGAAUCAAGGACUGCGAUGCGUC